AUGGAGCGUCGCAUGACAAGGUCUGCUGCUGCCAAAGAAGCUGCAAUACUGGCAUCCGCGACAACGACGUCAGAGAAGGAAUUCGCCACUAAGCCGCCCAAUUUGCAAAAUGAACGACCCAACCAACAGUCGUCAUCCUUGGGAAACAAACCAAAGACUGGGCCUGCUUCCAAGCGGCGCAAGACAAAACUUUCGGCUUCGGAGAUUAACGAUGCGAAUGAACUACCUCAUAAUCUAGGCUCGUCCGUUAAACCAACGGAUAAGACCAACGCCGUAUCCUCGGGGGUCAAGAAGGAGAUGAUAGGCACUCUUGCGGAUGAACUGGAAAGUACCACUGAGAAAGCCAGGACAGCACCCAGGUCGGCGCCAACAGAUAAAAGCAAGAAGGCCAAUCCAUAUCGUAUAACACCAGGAAUUACUCCAUUCCCAGAUUGGCCCCAUCCAACCCCCGAUGCCUGCGAAGAGGUUAAUGGACUACUCUCCAGUGUACAUGGAGAGAUUGUUCCUCCCACUACCAUUCCAGAGCCGUCUCUCACUGUAACGGGAUGUGGAGAGGUUCCCUCGGUUCUUGAUGCGCUUAUUCGAACUUUGCUUAGCGGUGCCACUUCGGGAAACAAUUCUGCGUUGGCUUUCAAUGGGCUGGUGCAGAAGUUCGGUAUCCUCCACGAAGGGAUAGGUAAAGGGAGUGUUAACUGGGAUGCCGUUCGUCAAGCGCCACUUAAAGAUGUAUUUGAAGCUAUCAAGCGCGGUGGUUUGGCUGAUAUCAAGAGCAAGAACCUUAAGGCCAUUUUAGAUAUGGUACACAAGGAAAACCAGGAACGUCGGGAAAUUUUAGUGAAAGACGAGGAUGCUGGACCAUCGGAUCUCAUGCAGAAAUCUGAAGGCAGCAAACAGUACGAGAUUGCAUGUGCAGAUCAACACUUCCUGUCUCUUAACCACCUCCACACCCUAGGCACAGAACAGGCUAUGGAGGAACUAGUCAAGUACCCCGGGAUUGGACCCAAAACAGCUGCCUGUGUCCUACUCUUCUGCCUACAGCGUCCGUGCUUUGCCGUUGACACCCACAUCUUCCGCAUCUGCAAAUGGCUCGGCUGGGUGCCGCCGGACAAGGCGACAGAGAUCACGGCGUUUGGCCAUCUCGAGGUGCGGAUCCCGAAUCACCUCAAAUACUCUCUUCAUCAGCUCUUCAUCCGUCAUGGAAAAACUUGUCCAAGAUGCCGAGCAAUAACUGGGCAAUCGUCCGCUGGGUGGGACGAAGGCUGCGUUAUUGAUCACCUUGUGAAAAGGACUGGGAAGAGAAAGGGGGAACUCGCGACCUCACCGCCCGUCAAGCGUAAGAGCACUGGACGGCAGACGCGCAAUGCGAAGGUGUGA
Molecule: messenger RNA, 1374 nt
Organism: Aspergillus bombycis
Lineage: Eukaryota; Fungi; Ascomycota; Eurotiomycetes; Eurotiales; Aspergillaceae
Product: endonuclease III domain-containing protein
Exons: 1
Coding region: 1-1374 (457 amino acids)
Biological process (GO): base-excision repair
Molecular function (GO): catalytic activity
Source: RefSeq, a predicted model, not a curated record